This is a messenger RNA of Paramuricea clavata, 480 nucleotides long. The record is from the annotation of a GenBank genome assembly. Lineage: Eukaryota; Metazoa; Cnidaria; Anthozoa; Malacalcyonacea; Plexauridae.
AUGAGCAGACUGAAUCAACUGGAAAGGCAAGUAGCAGAUGGAAUUACAAAACAAGAAGCUUGUGAGGCUUUAAUGGGGCUACAUGCAUUAACAGGUCGCGACACAGUGUCAGCCUUCCCUUCGAAGGGCAAAUUGCAGCCAAUGCAGAUGCUCAUCAAGAAUCAUAUCUAUGUGAAGACAAUGAAAGACAUUGGCAAGGAAUGGAGUGUAAAUGAUGAUACAUUUAGCGCAACAGAAGAGUUUGUGUGUCAUUUAUAUGGAAGAAAAGGUACGAGUGUGGAUUCAUUGCGAUAUGAGCUCUGUUAUGCGAAAGGUGGAAAGGUCACGCCAGAAGCAUUGCCGCCAUGUCAGUCAUCGCUGUGGCUGCAUGUGUCUCGUGCAAACUAUAUCAGGCUGCUAUCUGGAGGAGAGCUACAGAAGCGUGUCCUGAUAUCCCUUCUCCGCAUGAGCAUGGCUGGAAUGCAAGCUCUUCCAUUUUAG